AGGGGCUGUCCUGGAGGUAGGAAGCUGGAGGAAAACACUUUCCGGGAAAAGCAGCUUUAUAAAAAAAUUUUAAAAAAAAUCAAACAAACAAAACUUAAUUUGAGGCAAAGUCAGCGAAGAGGUUUUAAGUAAAAAAAAAAAAAUUUGACUUGUGGUUCUUAAAAUGUAGCUGUAAUGUCCCUUGUGACCACAGAAAUUAAAGUCAAAUUUAGCUAAUGUUUCAAAAUAACUACCCAAAUAAGGGUCGAGAGGUGUUACCAAGGUGGCUGCCAAGUGACGAGACUUGCUAAACAUUAUUAGCAUAUGAAACAAUGGUUUAGUCACACAGCUAGCUGAUAAAAUGCCACAUAUUUGUAAAAAAUAUGAGCUUCAACUCGUUUAAUUCAGAGGAAAAACAUAACAAAUUAAAACAGCGGUAACAGGCUAGUCAUUCUGUGGAAAAACUCGAAGUUAGUUAAAUUUUAAAUUCCAUUUUGUGCCAGUCUUUAUUUUAUUUUAUACAACCGCUGCCCCAGUGAUAUUAACCAUAGUCCCGCCGCUGAACCAUAGCGCCAGGCUGUAAGACCGGUUUUCGUGGUUGGGCGGUGACAGUUUACCCACGUGAUGCGGAAAUUUAGCAAAAAAAAUCAUCACCCUCGAAAUGAACUGAACUUCACAGCGAGCUCAUUGCAAACUGGGGGCAAAGUUAAUCUGCGAGAAGGGCGGAUUAUCUUGGCAUACAUAGAAAAGCGGAGCUGGACACACUGAGGUUCCUGCAGGUCUUUAGCCUGAUGAGGAUCAUCACAGUUCACGGACCCCCUUCCAUUUGGAGAGGAGCCUCCCCCUUGGUGUGCAGCAACUAUUGGCCUCCUCAGUAAAUCAUUAAACACAUCAGUCUGAGGACUGCUUUCAUGAACUCAUCAGAUGGAUAAACAGCUCUGAGAAAAUAACACUUGAUUAAAACUGAAGGGCUUCUGCCUAAAGGACACAGCACAUCACAGUCAGGAGUUAGUGUCACAACCUGAUGGUUUACUUCUCCGACCCCUGCUGUGAGGCUGGCCUGCAGCACAGGGUAGCAACCAUGAUUCAAUCAGCUUCGGGGUGUAGAAGUUGACCAUUAACCUCCGGCACUGAUUGCAAACACUUCUAUGCUUGUAAGCAGCUGGCUCUGUACAGUGGAUCCUGAAGCAAAGUUCACUGCUACGGGCUGCAAAAGGCAGAAGCUCGCUGCCGUCUCUGGACUGUGAGCUGCUUUCUGAGUGUUUUAGGACUAAGCUGCAACCAUGGCCAGGUCAGGCUAUGGAUACUACAGAGGCACGAUAUUUCUGGCCAUGUUUGUGGGCUACACACUGUACUACUUCAACAGAAAGACGUUCUCCUUUGUGAUGCCUUCCGUAAUGCAAGAGAUUAAGCUGGAUAAGGAUGAUCUGGGUAUGAUCACCAGCAGUCAGUCUUUGGCCUACGCUAUCAGUAAGUUCAUCAGUGGUGUCCUCUCAGACCAAAUCAGUGCCCGCUGGCUCUUCUCCAUUGGCCUGUUCAUGGUGGGAGGCAUCAAUGUGAUCUUCUCUUGGUCCUCCACUGUCACCGUCUUCUCUGCCCUGUGGUUUUUCAACGGCCUGGGCCAAGGCCUGGGCUGGCCUCCCUGUGGCAGGGUGCUGCGCAAGUGGUUCGAGCCCUCUCAGUUCGGGACUUGGUGGGCAGUUCUCUCCUGCAGCAUGAAUCUGGCUGGCAGCUUGGGCCCCAUUAUUGCCACCGUGCUGUCACAGAGUUACAGCUGGAGGGCGAUACUGUCCGGCUCUGGAGUAAUUUGUCUCGCAGCCUCCUUUGUUUGCCUGCUGGUAAUCAAGAACGAGCCCAAGGAUGUGGGGCUGCCCAACAUGGAGGUGGCAGCCAAGAAGAGCAAAGAUGGAUCCUCAAGCAAUGAAAGCACCCUGUCUGAGUUUCUCCUGUCACCGUACCUGUGGCUGCUGUCCUUCUCCUACCUGGUGGUGUUUGGGGUGAAGACCGCCUGCACCGACUGGGGCCAGCUGUUUCUCAUUCAGGACAAGGGCCAGUCUACACUCACGGGUAGCUCAUACAUGAGUGCCCUGGAGGUUGGAGGCCUGGUGGGCAGUCUGGCAGCAGGUUACCUCUCUGACAAGGCUGUUGCCAAACAAGGGCUGAGAAUCUACGGUAAUCCCCGCCACUUCAUCCUGAUCUGCAUGAUGGCUGGAAUGUCUGUGUCCAUGUACCUGUUCAGAGUCACCAUUACUCCUGACAGCUCAAAGGUUUGGAUACUCAGCUUGGGCGCUGCCUUUGGUUUCUCCUCUUAUGGACCAAUAGCUUUGUUUGGAGUUAUAGCCAAUGAGAGCGCCCCAUCCAACUACUGUGGGACAUCACAUGCUAUUGUUGCCCUGAUGGCCAACAUUGGUGGCUUCCUUUCUGGACUUCCGUUCAGCACCAUUGCCAAGCAUCACGGCUGGGAAACGGCCUUCUGGGUAGCAGAGAUCACCUGCCUUGUCACCACUAUCGGAUUCUUCCUGCUGCGCAACAUCCAAACCAAGAUGGGAUACGUGCCCAAGAAGGCGGAUUGAUCUCAUUAGACCUCAUCUUCUGCAAGCCAGCCGUUUUCGCUUGUUCUUUUUUUUUGUUUUGUACUUAGUCAUAUAUGAAGUAAACUUAAAGUUCAGUAGAAAUUAAAGUUUUUCCUCAAAAUAAAAAAAACUUGUGCAAA
Molecule: messenger RNA, 2692 nt
Organism: Archocentrus centrarchus (flier cichlid)
Lineage: Eukaryota; Metazoa; Chordata; Actinopteri; Cichliformes; Cichlidae
Gene: slc37a4a
Product: solute carrier family 37 member 4a
Exons: 9
Coding region: 1263-2552 (429 amino acids)
Biological process (GO): phosphate ion transmembrane transport; glucose-6-phosphate transport
Cellular component (GO): endoplasmic reticulum membrane
Molecular function (GO): glucose 6-phosphate:phosphate antiporter activity
Source: RefSeq, a predicted model, not a curated record